UCUCACAAUACAACUCCUCUUCCCUCCUCAUCUAUACUCACAAUAUGGAGAACUACUACUUCUUCUUCUUCUUCUUCUUCUUCUUCUUCUUCUUCUUUACCAUUUCCAUAAUGCUUCUCCUCAAAUAUUUCUUGUCCGGCCGCCAUCGCCGGAAUUUGCCUCUCCCCCCGGGCUCCUUGGGUUGGCCAUAUAUUGGUGAAACCUUCCAGCUUUACUCUCAAGACCCAAAUAUCUUCUUCGCCAACAAACAAAAAAGAUAUGGUUCGGUUUUCAAGACCCACAUCUUGGGUUGUCCUUGCGUGAUGAUUUCUAGUCCUGAAGCUGCAAAAUUUGUACUGGUUACAAGAGCUCAUCUGUUCAAACCAACAUUCCCAGCUAGCAAAGAGAGGAUGUUGGGGAAACAAGCAAUCUUUUUUAGCCAAGGAGAUUAUCAUAACAAAUUGAGGAAACUUGUUCUUCGUGCUUUCAUGCCUGAAGCAAUUAAAUACAUAGUCUCUGAUAUUGAAUCCAUUGCUAAGGAUUCUUUGAAAUCAUGGGAAGGAAAACUCAUCACCACUUACCAAGAAAUGAAAACAUACACAUUCAAUGUAGCACUACUUUCCAUAUUUGGAAAAGAUGAGGUUCAGUAUAGAGAGGAUCUAAAAAGGUGUUAUUACAUUCUGGAGAAAGGAUACAAUUCAAUGCCCAUUAAUGUUCCAGGGACUCUGUUUCAUAAAGCCAUGAAAGCAAGGAAAGAGCUUGCUCAGAUUUUGACCAAAAUCCUCUCAACCAGGCGUCAAAUGAAACUUGACCAUAAUGACUUGCUUGGAUCUUUCACGGGAGAUAAAGAAGGACUCACCGACGAACAAAUCGCCGACAACAUCAUCGGCGUUAUCUUCGCCGCCCGCGACACCACCGCCAGUGUUUUAACUUGGAUUCUCAAGUAUCUGGGGGAAAAACCAAGUGUUCUGCAAGCUGUCACGGAAGAACAAGAAGGCAUAAAGAAGAGCAAAGAUAAAGAUGGUGUAGAGAAGGAGCUGAGUUGGGCAGAUACGAAGAACAUGCCAAUAACUUGUAGAGUGAUUCAAGAGACUCUGAGGGUUGCUUCAAUUUUAUCUUUUACUUUCAGAGAAGCUGUUGAAGACCUUGAAUAUCAAGGGUAUCUGAUACCGAAAGGGUGGAAAGUUUUACCACUUUUCAGAAACAUUCACCAUAACCCAGAAAUAUUUCCAGAUCCUGAAAAGUUUGAUCCUUCAAGAUUUGAGUCUGCUCCAAAACCCAACACUUUCAUGCCAUUUGGCAAUGGGACCCACUCCUGUCCUGGGAAUGAAUUGGCCAAGCUAGAGAUUUUGGUCCUCCUCCACCAUCUUACCACAAAUUACAGGUGGUGUAUGGUGGGAAAACAGAGUGGGAUUCAGUAUGGUCCUUUCGCUCUUCCCCAGAAUGGGUUGCCCAUAAUUUUAACUCCCAAGUCGUCCUAAGCAAUUCUCAUCUUCCAAACAACAAACAGUUUCCAAAAAUAGAAACUCUGCCAUAGCCAAUUCUGAGAUCACCAUGAAGAAAGUCAAGAAACAAAGAACAACAUUCAACCAAUUUACAGAGGAAGAACAAGUAAUAACUUACUCUUAAUUUUCUAAUCUUCAAUCCUCACUCCUAAAGAGGAAAGUGAGUCAACUGUACAUAUGAUUUUUUUUUUUUUUUUUUAAUUUUGAAAACAAAACAUAGAGGGGAAAAAAGAUGCGCAAGCAAAUCAAUCCAUUUUUUGUAUUAGGGAAAUAAAGCAA
This is a messenger RNA of Carica papaya (papaya), 1763 nucleotides long. Its product is annotated as abscisic acid 8'-hydroxylase CYP707A2-like. The record is from RefSeq and is a predicted model, not a curated record. Gene Ontology annotation, biological process: sterol metabolic process; abscisic acid metabolic process. NCBI's taxonomy places the organism in Eukaryota, Viridiplantae, Streptophyta, Magnoliopsida, Brassicales, Caricaceae. Gene Ontology annotation, molecular function: iron ion binding; (+)-abscisic acid 8'-hydroxylase activity; heme binding.